CUUCAUUCCCACAAAAAUCAAUAUACUAGUCAUUUCUACUAAAUACUCUACUCUCUAACCAUGAAAAUGCCAAUCUACAAACAAGUAUUCUCCUUCUUCUUAUCCAUUUUACUUCUCCAAUCCAAUGCUGUCUCGUGUGUACUAAUGAAACCAUGCAAGCAUUUCGUCCUCUACCUCCAUGACAUCACCUAUGAUGGUGAUAAUGCGGCUAAUGCCUCGUCAGCAGCAAUCAUGAACCCUAUUGGAUUCGGGGACUUCAACUUUAGGAAGUUUGUGAUCAUGGACAACCCUGUGACAAUGGACGAGAAUUAUCUCUCGAAACCAGUGGCUCGUGCCCAAGGCUUCUACUUCAACAACAUGAAAAUGAAUUUCAACGCUUGGGUCACUUUGACAUUGGUAUUCAAUUCGACGAUGCACAAAGGAACAUUUACCAUAAUGGGUGCUAAUCCGUAUGCUAUGGAGCCAACACGAGACUUAUCGAUCGUUGGUGGGACUGGUGACUUCCUCAUGACUCGUGGGAUCGCUACGUUCAAGACCAAAUUCGUUCAAGACAGUACGUAUUUCUGCGUGGAAAUGAAUAUUAAACUCUAUGAAUGCUACUAAUGAUGUGUCUUGGGAUUUGAUGUUUCUGUGUUAAACAUUUUAUUGCGCUUUGUCCGUUGGUAAUUUGAUGUAUGUUGUUAUUAUAAGUACCAAGUUGUCAUUGAAUAAACUAGCGCGUUGUAAUGGUGUGUAUUGGUGUCAUAAAUUUUGUAUUAUGGGCCACUGUAAAACCCAAAACAAGAAAUAAGUUUCC
Messenger RNA from Camelina sativa (false flax), 796 nucleotides. NCBI's taxonomy places the organism in Eukaryota, Viridiplantae, Streptophyta, Magnoliopsida, Brassicales, Brassicaceae. The record is from RefSeq and is a predicted model, not a curated record.